Molecule: messenger RNA, 612 nt
Organism: Peromyscus leucopus (white-footed mouse)
Lineage: Eukaryota; Metazoa; Chordata; Mammalia; Rodentia; Cricetidae
Product: rhox homeobox family member 1-like
Exons: 3
Coding region: 1-612 (203 amino acids)
Biological process (GO): regulation of transcription by RNA polymerase II
Molecular function (GO): DNA-binding transcription factor activity, RNA polymerase II-specific; RNA polymerase II transcription regulatory region sequence-specific DNA binding
Source: RefSeq, a predicted model, not a curated record
AUGGAGAGCAAGUACUUCUACUUCGACCUCGACUAUUAUGGGGUAGGCUUCUAUGAGGAAGAAAUAAAGACCGAAUCUCAGCAGAAGGCAACAUCCCGUAGAUGCUUCCGAAGAGGUGGAGGAGUCUUGCAUGAGCUGGGUGGUAAAGACCACACGAACCCCAAAUAUGGCCACUACUAUAACCGUGAAACGAACCAAAUGCAAGGCAGCCUCAGUGAGCCCGGAUGGAGAAGUAUGGAGGGGCCUGGGAAAGCAGCUGGAGGAGUUUCUCAUCCCCCCACCAAGAAGCAUACAAAGCACCACAAGUUCACCUACGGGCAAGUUUGUGAACUGGACAGGGUUUUCCAAGAAACCCAGUAUCCUGAUGCACUCCGAAGAAAAGCACUAGCCGAGCUCAUUAAUGUGGAUGAAUGCAAGGUGAAGGCUUGGUUUAAAAAUCAGAGGGCUAAAUUCAGGAAAAGACAGACAGAAUUACUACUCAGCAGUGGCACAUCUGAUAUCCUGACCAACUUUUCCCCCAAGAUGGAUGAAGAUUCUGACAGCUCCUUUGAUCCUGAGGAACCAAAAGGGUUCCUUUUGUGCCAGCAGCAUCUUGGCCAAUCCUGCUGGUGA